Messenger RNA from Mizuhopecten yessoensis (Yesso scallop), 3437 nucleotides. RefSeq names its product sodium-dependent proline transporter-like. Gene Ontology annotation, cellular component: membrane. The transcript is spliced from 16 exons. Gene Ontology annotation, biological process: sodium ion transmembrane transport. Lineage: Eukaryota; Metazoa; Mollusca; Bivalvia; Pectinida; Pectinidae. Bases 223 to 2487 code for a protein of 754 amino acids. The record is from RefSeq and is a predicted model, not a curated record.
CACCCUAGACGGAGCGUCGGUGUGAUAUUAAAGCUGUGCAUUUUACGGGCCAGUUACGACACUGGCGUGGUACGUAGUGGUCUACUGGACUGUUGGCACGGUAUGGGCAUCGCCUGUUCCUUUUAGUUCCGGCUACAGGUACCAGUACCUGUCAGGUGAAGUAAGGGGCGCGGUCACUGGGACCAUGUAAUACUGACGGAUACUGACUGGUACAAUUUAAACAUGGAUGACUCCAAUGAGUAUGAUCGGUAUGAUGAUAUCGAAUCGUUUCGUCGGUUAUCAGUUCCUAACGUCAUCAUCACAAAUUAUCCUGACGUCACGACGCCAGAGUCUCCGAAGGAAUUCCUCAACUCUGUAGACAAGGGUGUCUACGUCAUCAAAACUCCCGAACAAAAUUAUCAACACAAGAAUCGUUUGACACCUGAUUCUGAUGCUGUGUCCAAGGCCACCACGAGGUCCGAGAGUAAAAUAGAAAAGACAAGGAGUCGGUCGACGAUCGCCGGAAGUGACCAUACCCAGGUUUACGGAGAGGAUGAAAACGAAGAGCGUGGGAACUGGACGGGGCGCUUUGACUUCUUGUUGUCCAUGCUGGGGUACUCUGUUGGGCUCGGCAACAUCUGGCGCUUCCCCUACCUCUGCUACAAAAAUGGUGGCGGCGCUUUUCUCAUCCCUUACGUCAUCAUGCUGCUUGUGGUGGGAAUUCCCCUUUUCUAUUUGGAGACCUGUAUCGGCCAGUUCUCCAGUCGUGGACCACUUUCGUGCUGGGGAUUCGCGCCCCUCUUCCAAGGACUUGGCGUUGCUAUGGUGAUAAUUUCUGGAAUUGUGACGCUUUAUUACAACAUGAUCGUGUCCUGGGCCAUCCUUUACUUCUUCGCCUCCUUUACAAGUUCUCUCCCUUGGAGCACCUGCGAAAAUCCAUGGAACACCAAAGAUUGCAGUCUUAAGUUACCAAGGGUGAACUGUACCGUGACGGAGGGGGUGAAGUACACCAAUGGUACGUGCUACAAUAGGGAGAAGUUUGUGGGGCUCUGGAACACGACCCAAUUCACCACCUCCACGGGCCGUCUCAGAAUCACACCCUCAGAGGAGUACUGGAAUAACUACGUGCUUGGAAUCAGUUCCGGGAUUGACGAUAUGGGGCCUCCAAGGUGGCAGUUGACAUUGUCCUUAUUCGGGGCCUGGUUUCUGUGCUUCCUCUGUCUAAUCAAAGGCAUCAAAACCACGGGCAAGGUCGUCUACUUCACCGCCAUCUUCCCCUACGUCGUCCUCAUCAUCCUGUUCUUCAGAGGAGUGACCCUCCCGAACGCCUCCGAGGGCAUCUAUUUUUACAUCGUACCUACGUUUGACAAACUCCUCGACGCCAAGGUUUGGCGAGAUGGUGCUGUACAGGUGUUUUACUCACUGGGACCCGGAUGGGGAGGACUGAUUGCUCUUUCUAGUUACAACAGAUUCCAUAACAAUAUACUGGGGGACGCCAUCAUCGUGUCGCUAGGAGACGGGCUGACCAGUAUUUUUGGCGGGUUUGUUGUUUUCUCCUACCUUGGCUAUAUGGCCGGGCAGUUAGGUGUCGGGGUGAAGGACGUGGCAAGAAGCGGUGCGGGAUUGGCGUUCGUGGUGUACCCGGAAGCGGUGAACAACUUACCUCCCCCUACCCUGUGGUCACUCCUCUUCUUCUUCAUGCUGAUAACCCUCGGACUGGACAGUGAGUUUGCCAUGCUGGAGACGGUGCUGACCGGUUUAACGGACUAUUUCCCAUCACUUCGACCGAAGAAGUCGUUUGUAAUUCUGUUCGUGUGUAUCUUCUGCUUCCUACUGGGCCUGCCUAUCACUACCUCGGGUGGGAUGUACUGGCUGCAGCUACUUGACCACUACGUGGGUUCAUGGUCACUGCUGGUCAUAGGCCUGACUGAACUCAUGGUCAUUAACCUCAUUUACGGUAUUAACCGAUUCCUAAGUGACAUCGAGGUCAUGCAGGGUUACCGACCGUCUAUAUGGUGGAAGAUUUGUUGGUUAGGUAUCAGUCCGGCAGGAAUGGUGUUUAUCCUGGUGUUCUCGUUUGUGGACUACUCCCCCAUUACGUACGACGCCUACGUGUACCCGGCGUGGGCCGAGGCGUUAGGCUGGCUCCUCUCCCUCUGUUCCAUAAUCUUCAUCCCGAUUGUCAUCAUUUACAAGAUUUCAAAGGAGAACGACGAGAAGGGUCUCAUCAAUAAAGUAAAGCUGCUUCUGGCGCCGUCACGUGACUGGGGUCCGGCAUUGGUCAAACACCGAGAGUUGGUGGACUAUGUAGAAGGCUUUGUGUUGGAUCCUGAGAAAGAGAAACAAGAAUUAUCGUUUAUAAACUACGGGUACAACACCUCUGUUUCCAAUCUACAGACCACCAGCAGCGCGACCCCCAGCGAGGCAUCAAUCGACCCCUCAGUGGACACACGACGGACGUAUCUGUCCCGAACUUUAUCACAUGUGUCUUAUGAGACAACUAUAUGACGUGUGAUCACGUGACUUAAGAAACAAUUGCAUUUAUAUGACGUGUGAUCACGUGACUUACGAAACAAUUGCAUUUAUAUGACGUGUGAGCACGUACGUGACUUACGAAACAAUUGCAUUUAUAUGACGGUAUUUUGUGAGACAACUACAUGUCGUUCCGUCUGUUGUGAUGUCUAUGUAACAACUAAUUUAUGUGAUGACGUGUCUUACCAGACGAAUAGAGUAAACAUAUAUCUUAUUAAGUAAUUGUUUAUGUUUUGAUAGCACAAGUGUUCUAUAAGCCAUUCACCGUGCCAUAUUGACAGAUCAUUACUCAGCAGCUAUUUGAUCAGUACAACAUGUGUCUUAAUGUCUACCACUAUAAAUAGCAGCAGUCACUUUACGUCCAAGCUUUCGGUUUUUGGGCUGAUUGGACAAAGAGUGACUGUUGCUAUUAAUACAUGUGUAAAAGUUUGUGGUUUACUGAACACAAUACUCAAGUGUAAGAAUCUCCGACAGUUUUCACUUAAAUACAAGUGUAGACAACUUGUGCAAUGUUUUAUUUUUCAAGUUUUCGUCGUUUUAAUGUAUACAUUUUAUUAGUUACAAAGUCGUAUUUGGAUGUUGACUAGCGCAGAGUAAAAACUCAUUGUAAUGUUCCUGAAGACGCUGAUUAUAUCCGGCGUUCCAAGGAGUCGGAGAAGUGUUCUAUGCCAAAAACUUACAGCUAUCUGGACAUUGACGAAUGGUCCAUUAGCAACUUGACUUUUUUACCUAUAUUACGGCAUUCAGCACGGGUGUGUUUAUUACCUGUCUGUGUCAUAUUUACACCAGGAGAUUGUAUCAGUUUAGUUACCGUUCGGCGAGCUUAUACGUACUGUGGUGUCCCUGCAUCCUCUGUCGUAAGCAUCAUCUUCUGAACCGCAAAACCUCAUCAGAUGAGAAUUCGAAAUUUUAUAAAACAAAGAGAG